AUGAUUACUUUGGAUUGUAAGGACUUGAAUGAUUUUUGGUGGCUUACAGGAAACGAGAUAUUAGAGGAUAUUAGAGAUAUUAGAGAUAUUAGAGAUAUUAGAGAUAUUAGAGAUAUUAGAGAUAUUAGAGAUAUUAGAGAUAUUAGAGAUAUUAGAGAUAUUAGAGAUAUUAGAGAUAUUAGAGAUAUUAGAGAUAUUAGAGAUAUUAGAGAUAUUAGAGAUAUUAGAGAUAUUAGAGAUAUUAGAGAUAUUAGAGAUAUUAGAGAUAUUAGAGAUAUUAGAGAUAUUAGAGAUAUUAGAGAUAUUAGAGAUAUUAGAGAUAUUAGAGAUAUUAGAGAUAUUAGAGAUAUUAGAGAUAUUAGAGAUAUUAGAGAUAUUAGAGAUAUUAGAGAUAUUAGAGAUAUUAGAGAUAUUAGAGAUAUUAGAGAUAUUAGAGAUAUUAGAGAUAUUAGAGAUAUUAGAGAUAUUAGAGAUAUUAGAGAUAUUAGAGAUAUUAGAGAUAUUAGAGAUAUUAGAGAUAUUAGAGAUAUUAGAGAUAUUAGAGAUAUUAGAGAUAUUAGAGAUAUUAGAGAUAUUAGAGAUAUUAGAGAUAUUAGAGAUAUUAGAGAUAUUAGAGAUAUUAGAGAUAUUAGAGAUAUUAGAGAUAUUAGAGAUAUUAGAGAUAUUAGAGAUAUUAGAGAUAUUAGAGAUAUUAGAGAUAUUAGAGAUAUUAGAGAUAUUAGAGAUAUUAGAGAUAUUAGAGAUAUUAGAGAUAUUAGAGAUAUUAGAGAUAUUAGAGAUAUUAGAGAUAUUAGAGAUAUUAGAGAUAUUAGAGAUAUUAGAGAUAUUAGAGAUAUUAGAGAUAUUAGAGAUAUUAGAGAUAUUAGAGAUAUUAGAGAUAUUAGAGAUAUUAGAGAUAUUAGAGAUAUUAGAGAUAUUAGAGAUAUUAGAGAUAUUAGAGAUAUUAGAGAUAUUAGAGAUAUUAGAGAUAUUAGAGAUAUUAGAGAUAUUAGAGAUAUUAGAGAUAUUAGAGAUAUUAGAGAUAUUAGAGAUAUUAGAGAUAUUAGAGAUAUUAGAGAUAUUAGAGAUAUUAGAGAUAUUAGAGAUAUUAGAGAUAUUAGAGAUAUUAGAGAUAUUAGAGAUAUUAGAGAUAUUAGAGAUAUUAGAGAUAUUAGAGAUAUUAGAGAUAUUAGAAAUAUUAGAGAUAGAGAUAUUAGAAAUAUUAGAGAUAUUAGAGAUAUUAGAUAUUAA
Molecule: messenger RNA, 1230 nt
Organism: Psylliodes chrysocephalus
Lineage: Eukaryota; Metazoa; Arthropoda; Insecta; Coleoptera; Chrysomelidae
Source: the annotation of a GenBank genome assembly